AUGUCACUUCAAAGGCUACGAUAUCGACCCCGACGUCCUUUUUGGCAGCUUCCUCAACAUCGAUUGCCAGUUUUAUCCCUUUACAAAACGCUGCUCAGAUUAUCCAAAACAUUCACCAGUGAUAUUCACAGAAAAUAUUUAUAUUUUACUAUUCGUGAAAAAUUUAGAUCUAGGCGUUAUGAAACUUCGGUGAUUUCAACUAUCGAACAUUUGAAAGAGGCACAAGAAUGUCGGCUCACUUUACAAAAAGCAUUGCGAGGUGAUAAAGAAUCCUUUCAACAUAUUGAUGACUUGGCUUGGGGUAGGAAAGGAAGGCUCAAAGAAGUAUUGGAAAUAAUUAAAAAGAAAAAAUGGAAUAAACGGUCAAAAAUUCAUAAACUAGUUUAUGAUACUCGAACUGCUCAAUCACGUAUGAUUGAUCCGCAUUAUGCGUACAGAAUUCCUCUAGAUCCACGUUUAUAUAAGCCACGAAGGUUAGGAUAUAAGCUUCAGAGAAUAAGAGGAUGGCGUCAACCAGCCUGGAUUUCUAUGAUGAUGAACAAACGCAUAAGACAACAUCAAAAACGAAUUGACAGAUAUAGAGAGUUGGAAUCUUAUCUCGAGAUGGUUAAGGGAGAGGAACUGAUGUUGAAUACUCUGAAUUCUAAUUCGGCCAAAGAAAUAGAAGGAUUUGAUAAACUUAUUCUGCAAGAAAUGAACGAUAGCAAAAAAUUACAUGAGAAAAUUAUGAAAAAAGACAAAUUGGAUGACAACUUGUGA
Messenger RNA from Cetraspora pellucida, 759 nucleotides. Lineage: Eukaryota; Fungi; Glomeromycota; Glomeromycetes; Diversisporales; Gigasporaceae. The record is from the annotation of a GenBank genome assembly.